AUGGUGUCUCGACAGGAAUGUUUAAAUGAAUGUGUUCUCGCGGUUUCGUCGUUUUCUCCAUUCUAGCCUAUAAUCCGGUUUGAUGGGAGAUAUUUCCCCUGGUAGACCUGCCCACCAAAGUGUGACAUGUAAGAAGAUGAUCUUAUGUCACUCACAUAACCAAACUUAAUCCCAUGGAAUAAGAAGAAAAGGGAUAACAAAACUUAAAAGCUAUUUUCUUCACUUAUAUUAAAUAUCAAAAUUAUUCAUAAUGUCUGUACAUAAUUUAUUAAGAAUAACACAAAUAAACGCAAUUUAUCUCGAUGAAGAAGUUUUCAGAUUAUUUAAUGAAAUGCUUCAAAACAUCUCUAGACACUUACCACUAGGGUGUAUUUCACCAUUUGAACCGGAACUAGAGUUGUUACUUCGCUUGGCAAUUAUUAAGUAUUCACUUUUUAAUAAGAACGCCACAUUUGGUCAGGACCUAGUGAAUAUCAAAUACAGCAAUCUUACAGGCACACGAAAAGUUUUAUAUUUAUUUACCCACAUAUCCUCUUAUAUCAAGAAGAGAUGUGAAUUAUCAAGACCAUUCCACUAUAUGAAUGUUUUUAAUUUUAGAGUUUACACAGUUUGGGAAAUUUUGCAUUUAUUAAAUUUAUCUCUAUUUUUGAGAUCUGGAUCCAAACCUAAACUCAUUGAAAGAAUUCUAGGAUUAAAUCAAGUUUAUGAUAAAAAAGAUAUUAGCCCAAGGCUACAUCAGUCAAAAUAUUUGGCAAGAGAGUUACUGUGGAAUGGGUUCAUCGAAUUUUUAUUAUUUAUUGUACCAAUGAUAAAUUAUCGUAAAAUGAUGAGGAUGUUAAAGAACUUUAGUCCAUUACACAGGAAAAGUUACACAUUGACAUUAAAUAGGAACAUGACGAUACAAACAAAAUGUGCACAUUGUGGACAGAAUCCGAUACUCCCUCAUCAUAUGGAAUGCUCCCAUAUUUUUUGUUAUAUCUGCUUAUCAGGAAACCAAAAGAUGGAUUCAAAAUACGAGUGUCCUUUGUGUGAACACAAAAAUGUGAAUACCAUUUGUCGUAGCGUUUCAAUGUGACAUUAAAUAAAGUUGGCGUUGUUA
Messenger RNA from Cylas formicarius (sweet potato weevil), 1099 nucleotides. RefSeq names its product peroxisome biogenesis factor 2. Lineage: Eukaryota; Metazoa; Arthropoda; Insecta; Coleoptera; Brentidae. Gene Ontology annotation, molecular function: zinc ion binding. Bases 251 to 1075 code for a protein of 274 amino acids. Gene Ontology annotation, biological process: protein import into peroxisome matrix. Gene Ontology annotation, cellular component: peroxisomal membrane. The transcript is spliced from 4 exons. The record is from RefSeq and is a predicted model, not a curated record.